Anarrhichthys ocellatus (wolf-eel) is the source of this 3370-nucleotide messenger RNA. It is a transcript of the gene kcnk18, whose product is annotated as potassium channel, subfamily K, member 18. Gene Ontology annotation, molecular function: outward rectifier potassium channel activity; potassium ion leak channel activity. Gene Ontology annotation, biological process: potassium ion transmembrane transport; stabilization of membrane potential. NCBI's taxonomy places the organism in Eukaryota, Metazoa, Chordata, Actinopteri, Perciformes, Anarhichadidae. The record is from RefSeq and is a predicted model, not a curated record. Gene Ontology annotation, cellular component: plasma membrane. The transcript has 3 exons. Bases 339 to 1544 code for a protein of 401 amino acids.
AUUUGUAAUGGGGGUCAUUAUGUCUAGGUUAUGCUGCAGCUGUAUUUCAGUUUGGUAUUAACAAAAACAAAAAAACGUAUCACAAUAAGCUGGUCUAAUGAUGCUGAGGGUGUAAAUGUUUGUCAGGCUCAGUCAAAGGAUGUAAUAAUGGACUUGAGUGAAUAACGCAUAAGGCUUCAUCGCAGUGAUUGAAAUGCAUGUAUGGAUGAUGUGGUGUCCACUGCCUCAGCAGCGUCUGCGCACAGUACUGGAGCAUAAAGCCAAGCUGACGGACGCACAGCCGCUCUCCACACGGACUGAAGGGACUGCGGUGCAGCUGGAGGAGAAAUAAGAAGAAGAUGUCAGUAGCAGUGAAGAGAGGAAUCAGCGCUAAAGCCGAGUCCAGAAAAUGCGCAGGGCGUUUCUGGAGACUCUUUCCUCACCUUCUGCUGUGUCUGUCCCUGGUUGCAUACGCAGCGCUGGGUGCGCUCAUGUUCGAGCACAUUGAGGGAAAGAGCGAGUUAUAUUUACCGGACGAGUACCAUGACUUCCUUCGUCAGAUUAUCAGUACCGUCCAGAACCUCUCCAAAAACGACUCCUCCACACCUCCAAACAUAGUGGAGGAAGUGGAGACUAAGAUGCGUGAGUUCAAGUCCAUAUGGUUUCAGAGACCUGACAGAUGGAAUUUUUUUGGCUCUAUGUUCUUCUGCUGCACUGUAUUCACAACAGUUGGGUAUGGGGAGAUCUAUCCCGUUACCUUGACUGGUAAGGUGGUGUGUGUCUUGUAUGCCAUGGUGGGCAUCCCUCUCAUGCUUUUGGUCAUCCUCGAUGUGGGAGACUUCCUUGCUAUGCUGAUGUCCAGGGCCUACAUGCGCAUUCACACCCUCUGCAAAAUCCUCCGCUCCCACACCUGGUCACCAUGGAAGGCUCAGAGGACAGCAAGGGACUCAAGCAACCAGGCCCUGGAGGAUGGUACCUUUUUUUACAGCCAUGACGUUGUGAUCCAUGCGCCCCUCGAUAUCCGGCAGGUACUUCACAGCCAAGCAGAUGUACGGCAAAAGUCCAUCCAACUCCAAAACAACAAAGAGAUCUUUGAGAAGAUUCUCGCCAGGGAGAAUUUACUUAGAAAGAGCCCACUGCUCAGGACCCUCUCCUGCCCAGAGCUAGACCGGCUGCCACUACCACCCAAAGGAUUUGCCAUUUGGGACUUCACAGGGUUAGGGGAUGGAAUGGAAAUGCUGGAUGUACCCUUUGUACUGAUUCUUUUCAUCAUGAUUGCCUACAUUUCUUUUGGCGGUUUCAUUUUGCCAUUGUGGGAAAAUGAAUUGAAGGGCUUUGACCCCUACUACUUCUGCUUUAUUACACUCACUACUAUCGGUUUUGGCGAUAUUGUGCCAAAUCACCCUAAGUACUUCAUGCUUACCUCACUCUUCAUUAUUGUCGGCAUGGCCAUCAUGACCAUGUCUUUCAAGCUAGGGCAAACACGGAUUGUAAGCUGCUACCGCCAAUGCAUCAAAUUCAUCAGCAGGGGAAAUACGGAGACUUUCAAAAAAUUAAAAGAAUGACUAAGUAACCAAGAGAUUCUCUGUCUCAUGUCUAAGAGUUGUAUAAGCUGGUUUUGACACAUUUUCAAAGCAGGGAUGUGUGGGAACUUUUCAAGUGUUAUUUGUGCUUUCUGUACAGUUAUAAGCUAAAUAAAAAGUGUGCAUGUGCGAAACGCAUUUGCCCAGUGAAGGAGAGUGAUAUUCAGAAUGAGUUACAGUAUCUUGCCAUGGAAUGAGUAUUAGUACUAUUUGAUAUUCUGGCAAUUGUUCUGCCGUACAGGACUACAGAGGGCAGACAAAUAGUCUUUCUAUUUAUAUUUCUGCACUUUGUCACUGGCUGGCACUCGUUAUAAUUUGGAAAACCCAAAACAUAUGUAGAACGAGGUCUAAAAGUGUGCUUUAGGUAAUAGUCAACGAACUGCAGAACACAAAAUACGUAUUGUAAACAGUGACACUAAAGAAGAUCCAUUUUAAUUUGGGCUUUAAAACAAUAAAAUGCACGGCUUAAGGGUAGGCUACACAAACCCUUCCUGACAUAUGGGGCAACACACACAUUCAUUUAUGCUCAGUGACAUUCAUCAUGUUUGCGCUGGUCAUUUACAGAGUUAGGAGCGUUUGCUGAAUCUGACAUGGCACACUCAAACUAUUAAUUAAUAUGAUAUAUUCUGCAGGGGUUUUGCACUUUAUUUUGCAUUGUAGAAUUGUUAUUAUUUUAUAUAUAUAUAUAUAUAUAUCAUGUAUGUAUGUAUGUAUCAGAGGUGGAGUGGGUCGUUUUCUAAUCAGAAGAGCUGCAAUUCAAUCCCGGGCUCCUCCAGUCCAUUUUGAACUGUCUUGGUCAAGACACUUAAACCCAAGUUAAAUAAUAACCACAACAUAUGAGUUUAACCACUUGCAAUAGCAAAAUGACAUAAAAUGGUGGACUAAUGUACAUAAUGGAAAAGGGUGCACAAUCGAUGGAUGGAUGAUGUGGCCUUCUCUGAUCCCAUUACAUCCUGUAACUUCCUCUCAGUUUUAUCUUUUUAAAUCAUCACCAUAUGCAUCAUCAUCAUACUGUGUAGUUUAGCUUUCAAGUUAGUGUGCAGACUUCUGCCACUAAAGCAUGUUCCUGAUUGCCUCUUGUAUUCCAGCAACUGCCCAAAGGAGUUUCAUGGUUUUACUCGCAGCACUACUCAUGAUAACCCCCCCCUCCCCUCCCCUGCCCUGCAUGUUAGAUUACUACAGAUCACAAGAUAUCAGUCACAUUAUUGGGGGGUUAGUUAUGCCGCUUUACAUUUCUCAUUAACAAGCAUUCAUCAAUGCACAAGUUGCAUUCAUCAUGUCCAUGCUGGUCGUUUACGGAGUUAUCUGAAGUUAGGAGCGUUUGCUGAAUCUGACAUGGUACACUUGUACACAGUUGUUUUAGUUUGAUGCAUGAACAACCAUCAUUUGGUGUUAAUAUGUAUCAGAAAGCAUGCCCCUCUUCACCUGAUGACAUUAAAAACCAGAUUACAGAUAUUUUAUUGAUGGACAAUUUUGAAUCAAUGGACAAUGCAGGCCUACAGAGAAAACAGGUUUGACCAGCUGGGCUCUUGAAUCUGUCUUUCUUUGACAUUAUAUGGCUUUAUUACAAAGUGACUGUGGAAAGAUGAGAGGAUAUGAGGCCAGAUAGAUAUGACUGACAUGCUGCAGAGAUCCUCCGCAAGACUCGGAUCGGGGACGCUGAAAACCUGAAAACCUUCCACUUCUGAGGGAGAGUCUUAAUUUAUCACAACAUUUUCUGUGGGAUUGGAACAAGUUUUCAUUACUUUAAAAGAAAGAUUUUCAGUAUUUAGUGUUUUUCUCUGUGCUCUUCUUAAUGAUUUGAAGUG